This is a messenger RNA of Danio aesculapii, 1762 nucleotides long. RefSeq lists its product as uncharacterized. Gene Ontology annotation, cellular component: cytoplasmic stress granule; nucleoplasm. Gene Ontology annotation, molecular function: RNA binding. The record is from RefSeq and is a predicted model, not a curated record. Bases 4 to 1014 code for a protein of 336 amino acids. The transcript is spliced from 4 exons. NCBI's taxonomy places the organism in Eukaryota, Metazoa, Chordata, Actinopteri, Cypriniformes, Danionidae.
GUCAUGUGCUUUCCCGCUCUACUUCGCGCCUGCAGAAGCCGACCGGAAACUGUCAUCGCCCUGUUUCCCCCUGGUGACUGUCACUUCCGUACGAUCCUGUUAAGCAACACGCCGCUGCUCGACACUCUCACGUACACAGACACACACACUAAAGUCCAAACCACGUUUAAAAACCAGAUUUAUCACACCGAAAUGCAUAUCAAAACAGGUACCUGGGAGUCAAGCAAUGCAGUGUGCGAGUCCGACCCCUUGUGUGAUCCGGCCGUCCUAGUGUCACCCCCCAAACCAGAACCUCAGAUCCGCAACCGUCGUCUCUCCCCCGGCUCUGGCAGCUGUGGUGGGGGAGGAGGGGGCUGUUCAUCUGGGAUGGAGAAACGUCAAGCCUCAACAAGUAGCCCAGAAGGUUCCCUCAACGGGGUGGGUCACACCCAGACCUUCACAUCAAGCCGUGACCGAGAGCGCCGCAUCCCGAAUAAAUCCAGAAGUUUCCGUCGGGACGGCCUGAGAGUGGGGCCGCGCUCUGACGACAGACACUUCAGAACCGGUCAGAAGGAGCGAUGGGUAGACAACAGCCUGUCAUUGCUCAAACCACCACCUGCUUUCCCUGUGAAAGACAGCCCUGCCAAACUGCAGCCGACCGUCAGCUACGCCUCCAAGGUGAAAGCAGGAGGAGGCUCUGCUGGGGCAGCAGAGGAACCUCCUGGUAUUGGGGUUUUGCUGCAGAACCAGUGGGGACUGAGCUUCAUCAGUGAUGGUCCAGAAGCAGACGCUCCCCAGGAGAAGAGUCCGGAUCUCCACCCGGUUGCUGGAGAGCUUACUGUAAAAGCUUCAGAGUCUCUGCCUGAUCAGGCCCCGAGAGACUCUGAGAGUUCGGAGGAGCUGCUGCUCAGCUGUCGCCACCUGGAGGAAGCCUUGGAGUAUCACACACAAGAAUGGAACGCAAUAUUAUGGAAGCAAAAACAAGACCCUGCAAAUGUUGUUUGGUACAAGAAUGCCCUGGAGUCGCCCGCCUAGCACACACUAACCCCCCUCCACAAACACAUACUCAAAACACACACAUACACACCCCGCACUCAGGUUAUCAUCCCCUCAACGUUUCUACCGAGACUCUUUGGACUUGUUCCUCUUGAAGAUAGAUGUCUUGGUCUUCUCGGUUGCCUUACAACAGAGUCUGCCUCAGGCGCAGAGUCCCUCUGCAUACCUCUGUCAUUUUAAUGGUGGAGAUUUGUCUCUUUUAAGAAAAAAAAACAAAACUACUUUAUCAAGCUGCAAUUUUAUUUCAGUGAACUGCAGUUUUACAGUUAAGAAACCCCUUUUAUUCUUCCCUUGUUCCUACUUGUGUGCGAGUGGUUAAAUCAAGCACUUUCUGACCUGUAGUUGAACACGUCGUCCCGUUCUCUAAAGACUGAGCUUGUUUUUCCCCAAUCCAAUCCUGAAUGUCCUUUCAUCAGUCUUCCCUCCCGCGAUAAUCCCUUUCUUCCCAUGCAAAUUGUUCUCAUGAAGUUUACAGAGGUGCAGCUGGCACGUUAUGGCAGCACCUUCAAAUGUCUAUUGGUCUUAAUGCUGUUUUUUUAAUAUAUAUAUAUAUUUCACCCAGAUUGAAUGUCGGUCAUAAAUCCUAAUAGGAAUCCGUUGUUGUGUAUGACCUAAUAAUUUUUUUUUUUUUUUAUUAGCGACAUACAAAUAAUUUACACUGGAAGAUGUUCAGAGAUUUAAUCAAACAGUGUUGCAUAAAACAAAAUGAAUAAACUUGUUAAAAUAC